Messenger RNA from Anastrepha obliqua, 577 nucleotides. RefSeq names its product tigger transposable element-derived protein 2-like. The record is from RefSeq and is a predicted model, not a curated record. Gene Ontology annotation, cellular component: nucleus. The transcript is spliced from 2 exons. Gene Ontology annotation, molecular function: DNA binding. NCBI's taxonomy places the organism in Eukaryota, Metazoa, Arthropoda, Insecta, Diptera, Tephritidae. The coding region runs from base 26 to 577 and encodes 183 amino acids.
UCUCUUAACAGGUGCUUUUGUGAAAAUGGCUCCAUCAAUAAGUAAACUGACAAAAAGAGCAAGAAAAGUUCUUUCAAUUAAAGAGAAAAUAGAACUGAUUAACGAAUAUCGCAAGAACCCAUCCGUUCAUUUUUUAUCUGAAAAAUAUGGUGUUGGCAAACAAACUGUACGAGACUUAAUAAAAAACAAAGAAAAAAUUUUGAAAUAUGAAUCGGAAAGUGAUUCAAUUCACGGUUUAAAAAAUAGACAUACUCUGAAAAAAUCCGAAAAUCCAAAGGUUGAUUUUGCAACAUAUGAAUGGUUUCGACAAGAAAGAUUUAAGGGAUGUCCCAUUACAGGCGAAAUGAUUACUGAGAAGGCAAAAUAUUUUCAUGGUAAAUUAAACAUAAAUUCCGAGUGUAAGUAUUCAUCUGGUUGGCUGGAAAAAUUCAAAAAUCGGCAUGGAAUUCGUAGGCUGAAAUCCACAGGAGAAAAGGAGUGUGCUGAUUAUGUGUCUGCAACGAUGUUUGUGGAAGACUUAAACGAAUACAUUAAAAAUGAACAACUUACAACUGAACAAAUUUAUAAUGCAGACUAA